AUGUCCUUGGAGGCGCUAUAAACAACACAAGCAGCAGACAAGUUGAAGUCGCCAGCCAGUGUGCGUUUGUCUUCCACCAAGUCAUCUGCGCUUCCAGCAAUGGCCCUGCUGAAAUCCACCAAGAUUUUGACUAGUGUAGGGGCUCAGGCCCCUGUUUUAGCAGUCCUACAGCUCCGUGCAAGCUCAUGGUGGACUGAGGUACAGAUGGGACCCCCUGAUCCCAUCCUGGGUGUCACAGAGGCUUUCAAGCGUGACACCAACCCCAAGAAGAUGAACCUUGGAGUAGGAGCUUAUAGAGACGAUCAGGGCAAGCCGUUUGUUCUGAGCUGUGUCCGAAAGGCUGAGGCCCAGAUUGCUGCUAAGAAGUUGGAUAAAGAGUACCUUCCUAUUGGAGGGUUGGCAGAAUUUUCAAAGGCCUGCGCUCAGCUGGCUCUUGGACCUGAUAAUGAGGUCUUAAAGAGCGGAAGAAACAUCACCGUCCAGACUAUCUCAGGAACUGGAUCUCUACGUGUUGGUGCUAACUUUGUGUCACGAUUCCACAAUGCGUCCCAGGACGUGUACCUGCCUAAACCCUCCUGGGGAAACCACACCCCUAUCUUCAGAGAUGCAGGCAUGCAGCUAAAGGCCUACUCCUACUAUGACCCCAAAACCUGUGGCUUUGACUUUAAAGGAGCCUUGGAUGAUAUUUCAAAAAUCCCUGAGAAGAGUGUGAUUGUUCUGCACGCGUGCGCUCAUAAUCCCACAGGAGUGGACCCAAGGCCCGAGCAGUGGAAAGAGAUGGCCGCUCUGAUCAAGAAAAGAAAUCUCCUGGUGUUCUUUGACAUGGCUUACCAGGGAUUUGCCAGUGGUGACAUUGAUCGGGAUGCUUGGGCUGUGCGUUAUUUCAUUGAGCAGGGGCACAACAUUCUUCUGUCCCAGUCUUUUGCUAAAAACAUGGGCCUGUAUGGUGAGCGUGUAGGGGGCUUCACGGUGGUCUGUAAGGAUGCUGAAGAGGCUAAGCGUGUGGAAUCCCAGCUGAAAAUUCUCAUUCGGCCCAUCUACUCCAACCCCCCUAUGAAUGGAGCUCGUAUCGCCUCCACCAUUCUCAACACGCCUGAACUCUACAAAGAAUGGCUCGUGGAGGUGAAAGACAUGGCCGACCGCAUCAUUAAGAUGAGGGAGAUGCUUGUGUCGAACCUGAAGAAGGAGGGCUCCACUCACAACUGGCAGCAUGUCACUGACCAGAUUGGAAUGUUCUGCUUUACGGGACUCAAACCGGAGCAGGUGGAGCGUCUGAUUAAAGAAUUCUCUAUAUACAUGACAAAAGACGGCCGGAUCUCUGUGGCUGGUGUGACGUCUGCAAACGUGGGAUAUCUAGCACACGCCAUCCAUGCUGUUACCAAGUGAAGCUGGCUCCUGAGACUGUAGUUUCAGCAGACAGAGCAAGAAAAAGUAAUUUAAAUGAUUUAAAGUCUUCUGCUGCAUGUCUUUUAGCACCAGAUAUGAAAUAGGACUAAUGUAGACUUCCAGUUCACUUGAUUUGGUAUUAUUAAUAUUAAUUCAUGACUCUGAAUGUGAGAAAAUCAAUAAAUUAAGGCAGGAUUCUUCCUUUCAAAGUGAUAAAAACAAGCUUUAAAGGAUAUCGCUUAUCACGAUUUCCUGUGUCAGAACUGAUAAGAAUGUCUUUUUUUUAUGGUACAAAAUGUUCCGAUAGAACAGUUAAUGACAUUUAAAAAUCAUGUUUUUGUUUUCAAACCAAUAACUAAAUAAGAGUGAUUGAAAAGUUACCCCAUAUGCUUUAGAGAAAUCAUUGAAAGGAGUAAACCAGAUUUCAUGUUUGGACAUUAAUUGCAAAAUCUUUGAAGGGCUGUAACCAGUUUAACAUGGUCAUUUCACCUAGAGGAGCAUAAACAAUUACACUUAUCAAACUGAUGAUUCGGCAUCAAAGGUCUUCUUGAGCCAUAACACAUUCUUAGACAUGUUUAUGACUGUAAGGCACUUAUUCUAUACUGCAGCGUAAGCUCAUUAUUAGUAAUGAUCGAUUGUCAUAAAACUCAUGUCAAACAUUUUUUUUUUUUAAUUGUCACUGCAUCUGUGGACAAAAUUGAAUUAAGAUUAAUUUUGGAAUGAAAACUGAACAAAGUAUAACUGAUAUUUCAGUGGUUAAUUGAUGGUUUAAGAAACGCUUUACGUGUUUAGUGUGUGGGUGUUGAUAAUGUUGAACAUGCCAUGGUUUGUAAGGAUUAUUCAGGUUUGAAAAACUGUUCAAAUAUAUAUAUUUGUAUAACUAAUUAUUGUGUUCCUAAAGCAAAUUUAUGAAAUUUCUCCCGAAGUUCUCCGGAAUAGACAUCGAAAUGUGACGAGUAGUACUGUAUGACUCUGUUUAAACAAUGAACAACAGAAUAAAGGUGAGCUCAACGAAAA
Sinocyclocheilus anshuiensis is the source of this 2403-nucleotide messenger RNA. It is a transcript of the gene got2a, whose product is annotated as glutamic-oxaloacetic transaminase 2a, mitochondrial. The coding region runs from base 100 to 1386 and encodes 428 amino acids. The record is from RefSeq and is a predicted model, not a curated record. Lineage: Eukaryota; Metazoa; Chordata; Actinopteri; Cypriniformes; Cyprinidae. Gene Ontology annotation, molecular function: pyridoxal phosphate binding; L-aspartate:2-oxoglutarate transaminase activity. Gene Ontology annotation, biological process: biosynthetic process; L-aspartate catabolic process. The transcript is spliced from 10 exons. Gene Ontology annotation, cellular component: mitochondrion.